Drosophila elegans is the source of this 2631-nucleotide messenger RNA. RefSeq names its product inactive ubiquitin carboxyl-terminal hydrolase MINDY-4B. Lineage: Eukaryota; Metazoa; Arthropoda; Insecta; Diptera; Drosophilidae. Gene Ontology annotation, molecular function: K48-linked deubiquitinase activity; cysteine-type deubiquitinase activity. Gene Ontology annotation, biological process: protein K48-linked deubiquitination. The record is from RefSeq and is a predicted model, not a curated record. The transcript is spliced from 8 exons. The coding region runs from base 38 to 1399 and encodes 453 amino acids.
UAGCGGAAACGGAAAUCAGCAGCUAAUCGGAAUUAAAAUGAACAAAGAGUUUAUCACGCAGGGCGGCACACCCAUUACCGUCGAUUUGGCCACGGAUCUGCGCAAUCUGGUUUUCGGCACCGCCGCCAUUCCCAUGCGCGCCGAAUGGCUCCAAACGUCCUUUGUUUUUGGGGCUCCCAAGGAGGAGCUGGCUUACGGCCUACGUUCGCCCCGGAAUGCCACCCGCGGAUUACUGUCCGUCGUCCAGGGAUUCGUCUUGAAGUAUUUGCUUUUUGCCCGGAAGACCAGUCGCGUCGCUUCCCUCACCGACCCGCUCCUGGCCACCGCCGAUAUGCAACGCGAGGCACUCUUCUGCGCCCUCCUCGAGAUCCUGCGCACCAUCUCGGACAAGGGCAAGGUCACCAUGGUCCUGCCUUCGGAGGAUGAGGUGUUCGUUGAUCACAGCGCCUGCUACUUCCACGAUUCAGUCACUGAGAAGCUCUAUGUUUUUACAUUGUCCCCCAAUGAGGAGUUGGAAUACUUUCUGAAGCGAAAUUUCAAAUACUUUACAGAGGAGGAGACCCCGGGCACCCUGCUGUUUUUAUAUAGCGCCGUCCUCACGCGAUCUAUGGGAAAAGUUCGCACGGACUUGGACUCAGCGAAAUCGGCGCCCCUGACGUCCAGUAACCACGAGGAGGGAUCCCUGAUGAUUGUCACGCUUCUGCUGACGGGUCGUGCCACGCCCUAUAUACACAAUGGUGUUGUAAAUGUGGGCGACGAGAGUAGCUAUGCGGUUCCACAGUACGGAGUCCUAAAACGCUGCAUGAUUGGACUAUUGCUCUGGGACAUCGAGUCUGCUAGUGCUGCGGUGAAUCAGUCCCGCCAGCCGGGUUCCCGCCUGAAGACGCCCAACUAUCCCAUCUGGAUAACCAGCUGCACCGGCCACUACGGCGUGAUCUUCAACAAGAAUCCGGACUUGCUGCGCAACUAUCACGCGGAGUCGCGGUUCGAUGUGAACUACUACAGCUGCUCGGGCCAUCAGAUCCUGAUGACCAUCGACAAUCGCACGUACAACGAGCAGGCAUUGGUCAUGUUGGAGCGGCAACCAAUCACGCCGGACAGUGCCUCGAUGUCCGGAAAGGAGGAGGGCGGUAUGGGGGGCGCAACGUCGCCGACCGCUGUGUCCGUUUCCAUUUCCGGAGGAGGAGGUGCUGCUGCCGGCGGCGGUGUGGGUGGCGCUAGCGGCGGUGUUGGUGGUGCUGCUAGUGGCGCUAGCGGUGGUAACGAUGUGGUCGCCAAGGAGGAGUCGACGCUCAACACGCCGUUGCAGCGUCUGAUUCAUACCAAGUGGGAAGAGGCAACUAUAAGCUUUCACGUGCAGCCAUCGAUGUUGAGUUAUCUUUUUAGUACCACGCAGUAGAAUGCAGUGAAUUGAGAUCAAGUCAGAUGACGAUUAGGAGCUCCUUUGCUAAAGUCAGACCGAUUCACACUCAAGCGCAAGAGAUAUCAUCAAGGACAAGUUAGAUUUGCAAGGGCUUUUGGGUUUUUUUCUUUUAAAAUCACUUAGGAAUCUUCAAAAUCUAAAAACCAAGAAAUAUUUAUUUAAUCAUGCACUUAACAAAAAUAAUAAAAUUAUUUAUGAUCUUUAACAAGAAGUUUAAUUUCUAUAAUAUUUACUUAAAGAAAAUAUUGUCAAUAAUUCGCUGAGUUGUAAAUUUUUUCUGGGUGUACAAACUUUAAAUAUUUAUUAUUAUAAACCAUGAAAGCUUGUUAAAUUUAAGAUUGGACAUGAGAAUGGAACUAUCCUAUUAUUAUUUGCUUAAAUUAAUAUCAGAUCAGAUUAGUUGGUAAUAGAAUUUAAAUCCAUACAUUUAUUAAUUUUUUUACUCAUUUCAAAUUAUUCACUUAGGCAUGUAAGUUUGUUAUGUUGUCUCUUGAACUAUGAUAUAAAUCGACUUUCUUGGCGAAUGACCAAUGCACCCAUGAAUUUAAACAUAUGUUUAUAUCCCUUUGUGGAUAUAGAUUGUUUUUAUUCUUAUACCAAACAAGUAAGUUACAAUGAAGGCACUAAAUAACAUAAUAUAUACAGAAAAUGCUGUAUCCACUUCUAGAGUUCUCGAUUAAAUCUUUUCCAAGUUUAUCUUUAAAGAUCUCCAAGUCAUAGAAAUAGGGUUUCAUCAAGCCCAAAAUAAAUGAUAUGAUAUAGCUUUAAAUACUUACCAGAUUAGUGCCAUAUAAUGUAAGCUUCCUAGAUGAUGCACACUAUUAAGUCUUAGCUAGCACAAAUUGUAGUAGAAUUCUACUGUUGCUGUCUAUCCGAUUUGACACCCGAAUUGGUAUUUGAAAAAGAUAUAUGGUAAAUGGUCGAACACCAAGACAUCGAACCAAAACAGCGAUGGUAAAUACACGUAAAAUAUUCCAAGUAUCUGAUCUGAAUGCGAACGAGCUAAGGCAGAUUUAUGAAUAUAUAUACAUAUACUAUAUAUGGUAUGUUAUGAAAUCAGAAAUCUGCCUGGAUGAGGCCUCUCUUUACGAGAUGAGCGACUGCAGGACUCUAAACCAGUUGAUUGAUGCUGCCGCCUGAAGCCACUAGACGAUAUUAUACUAUCAGAUUUUGUGUAGAUCACCAACAUGCUUCGAAUACUCCAACCG